ACCUGCAGCAAGAACCAGGGCUCUGCCUGGGACAAACUGGAACCUCCGUGGCAGCGGCUGGGCUGGGAGCGGGGAAAGGCGACCCAGCAAAGAAAGACCAAGCGACAGAGGGUUGGAGCACAGCUGGGAGCCAUCCUGCGUGUGGGGUAGGACACCAGCACUGAGCAGCAGGUUUGCCCAAACAGCUGAGUCCUCAGCUCCUGGGGAAGAUGAGUAUUUCAUCGGAGCACAAGCCCCUUGGGAAGCAGGUCACCGGCAACCUGCAUAUGGUGAGUAAGUUGUCACCAAUUGUGGAGUUAAAUGUUGGUGGGGAGAUGUACACGACAACACUGAGCACCUUGAAGAAACACCCUGGCUCCAAGCUGGCAGAGAUGUUCACCGGCCAGCCCAAACUCAGGACUGACUCUGAAGGGAGGUUCUUCAUUGACAGGCCAGGCACCUACUUCAAAUACAUCUUGGAAUACCUGCGCAGUAACCAAGUGCCCACCCAGUGCAUCCAGGACGUCUACAAGGAGGCGUUGUUCUAUGACAUAGAACCUUUGAUCAAGCAGCUUGAGGACUCCCCACAGAUCUUUGGGGAGCUCGUGGCGAGGAGGCAGUUUCUGGCUCGUGUGCCCAACUACAGCGAGAACAUCGAGCUGAUGAUCCGCAUCGCCAGGGCAGAAGCGGUUGCAUCCCGACAGUCCAGCGUCAUCGUAUGCGUGGUCAGAACCGAGGAGGACGCAGCCAGGUGUCAGGAUGCCUUGAACAGUUUGGACACGGAUAAAAAAUCUGUGGUGAAGUUUGGCCCCUGGAAGGCUGUGCCAAGUAUUUCUGAUCUGCUGGACUGCAUUCAAAUGGAUGUUGAAGCCAAAGGGUAUAAAAUAUCCUUUCAGCCCCAUGUUGCUGAAAAAGGUUUUCGCUUCAAAUCGCAUGACUUCUUCUACAAGUUCCUGUUCACCUGGUGGUAGCAAAGUGCCACCAUUGGUAGGGAACAUUAGAAAGCAAUCACUGGAACAAAUUAACCUGGACUGUGGAGACUAAACCACGAGCUACCAGAGGGACAGGAUGAAAUGCACAGGCCAACAAAAGGAUCUCCUUUGGCUGUUUGCCAUAUCAAGGAGCACUUAAGAGCCACUUUACUUGGGCUUUAGGGGAUAACUUCUUAGGGGAUGUAAAAGGCUCCAGAAAAAGGACGAAUUUUACUCUUCAGUGUUGCUUACUAUUCAUUCAGUUCAAAGAGAUGGAUCUGUGAAUAGAGCCAACCUCACUCAACCUAAGGGAAAUGAAUAAUCCCAAAUAUGUCUCGUGGACAUGUAGAGUUGCUCUCUCAGUGCAAAUGGGAACAGGCCAUAUAUGUGGAAAUCCUGACUGAAACAGUGAUAUUACCACAUACUUGAAUUAAAUUUAGUUUCUAAAUGGGAAGGCAAAAGCUAUUUUUCUCUCUCCUUUCUACACUAGAAUCUGGGUUAAAAGGAAGGAUUCAGUUCCUUUGAUCGCUUCUUAUUCCUCCAGCAGACAGCCUACUCUCUACUCAAUGUAUUUAUUACAAUUAUUUAUUAUUUGUUCUGAAGGAAAGACAGAGAACCUCAUCUACGGUCCAUGAUCAACAAAAGGCAAAAACAUCACUGAUGUGAGGAGUUUAUAAUCUAAGGAUGCACACUCCUCUUUCAGACCACACAAUCUUAAUCUCUUUCUUAUGACACUCAUUAUUAUUAUGAUGCUAUUUCUAACUACAUAAGCUCCUGGAAGAAUUGGGAAAACCUGCCACGAUUUGGUGGGAAGGAAGUGGUACUGAAGCAACAACCUGCAAAUUCUCUUUUACAGAACACAAGUUGCAUUCUACAAUGUGUUUUUUAAAAUCUUAGAAUUUGAAAGUUUAUUUUUUUACUGGAGAUUUUUUUUAAUCACUCUGAGAAUCAUAAUGGCUGAUUUGAUAAGGAUCAUAUUUCUUUUACUUCUUGGAAGAUGGAUUUCUUCCAGUCAAGGACAAUAACCAUAGAAUCAUAGAAUGAUCCCUGGGAUUUCAAAGAAAUAAAUAUUAAAAUUUUUUUGAAUGAUGCAGAAGUGCUUUAUUUACUGACAUUUU
Messenger RNA from Taeniopygia guttata (zebra finch), 2068 nucleotides. It is a transcript of the gene KCTD14, whose product is annotated as potassium channel tetramerization domain containing 14. NCBI's taxonomy places the organism in Eukaryota, Metazoa, Chordata, Aves, Passeriformes, Estrildidae. Gene Ontology annotation, molecular function: protein binding. The record is from RefSeq and is a predicted model, not a curated record. Gene Ontology annotation, biological process: protein homooligomerization.